Amaranthus tricolor (Joseph's coat) is the source of this 4711-nucleotide messenger RNA. RefSeq names its product ABC transporter B family member 1. NCBI's taxonomy places the organism in Eukaryota, Viridiplantae, Streptophyta, Magnoliopsida, Caryophyllales, Amaranthaceae. The transcript has 10 exons. The record is from RefSeq and is a predicted model, not a curated record. Gene Ontology annotation, biological process: transmembrane transport. Gene Ontology annotation, cellular component: membrane. Gene Ontology annotation, molecular function: ABC-type transporter activity; ATP hydrolysis activity; ATP binding. The coding region runs from base 426 to 4445 and encodes 1339 amino acids.
AUCUUUACUUACCACAUCCCACUCUUUCUCUCCCCUCCUAAUCUAUCUUGCCUUAUCAUAUGUCACUUUCUGUUUCUCUUUCAUUUUUUUCCCACUUUUCCUACUUAAACAAGCAUCCAAAUUAAUGAAAUAUUUUCUGUCUUUACACUAACUCCUUCCCUCUCUAAAUUAUUUACACAGAAACAUAUGUAAAUUCGUACCACUAGUAAUUCUCUGCUAUUCUUGGGAUGGUGUUCUAACCAAGCUUUGUAGCAUUAAUUAAAACAAAGUACAGAUUUUAUUUUUUUUCUUUUUUUUAUAUAAAAAACCCAUCUCGGAGAGAGUGAAGGGAGGAGGAAUAGAAGUGGGGUUUUUUUUAUUUUUUAUUUUUUAGCCUUUUUUCUUUUGGGUUAUAAAAGAAGCACAAAUUUGGUAGUUAACAAAUAAUGUCACAAAAUUCUAAGGAAAUAAAGACAAUUGAACAAUGGAGAUGGUCUGAAAUGCAAGGUAUUGAGCUUUUAGCUUCUAACAAUUCAUCAUCAACAACUACAGAAAAUACUCUAAAUUUAGAGAAGGAAUCAAAAACAUUACCACAAAUAGAAAUGGAAGCUUCUGAAGGGAAAAAAGGAGGAUUAGAGAAGCCUAAAGAAGGUCCUCCUGCAGUUGCAUUCAAAGAAUUGUUUAGAUUUGCUGAUGGGUUGGAUUAUAUUUUAAUGGGGAUUGGUUCUCUUGGAGCUUUUGUUCAUGGGUGUUCUUUGCCUCUUUUUCUUAGAUUUUUUGCUGAUCUUGUUAAUUCUUUUGGUUCUUAUGCUAAUAAUCCUGAUAAAAUGAUGCAAGAAGUUUUAAAGUAUGCAUAUUAUUUUCUUGUUGUUGGAGCUGCAAUUUGGGCAUCUUCAUGGGCAGAAAUUGCUUGUUGGAUGUGGACCGGAGAAAGACAAUCAACAAAAAUGAGGAUCAAGUACUUAGAAGCAGCAUUGAGUCAGGAUAUUCAGUACUUUGAUACACAAGUUAGAACUUCUGAUAUUGUUUUUGCCAUUAACACUGAUGCUGCACUAGUUCAAGAUGCCAUAAGUGAGAAGCUGGGUAGUUUCAUUCACUAUUUAGCAACAUUUGUGACUGGUUUUGUGGUGGGAUUUACUGCUGUAUGGCAAUUAGCUUUAGUAACACUAGCUGUUGUUCCUCUAAUUGCUAUUAUUGGUGGGAUCCACACUACAACAUUAGCUAAACUCUCUAGUAAGAGCCAAGGAGCUAUGUCACAAGCUGGGAAUAUUGUUGAACAGACAAUCGUUCAAAUUCGAGUAGUCUUCGCGUUUGUGGGUGAAUCGAGGACUCUACAAGCUUACUCGGACGCAUUGAAAAUCGCCCAAAGGCUCGGUUAUAAGAGUGGAUUAGCGAAGGGUUUGGGAUUGGGUGGAACGUAUUUUGUUGUCUUUUGUUGUUAUGCACUUCUUCUUUGGUACGGAGGAUAUCUUGUUCGACACCAUUUAACGAAUGGAGGUCUUGCCAUAGCUACUAUGUUCGCGGUCAUGAUUGGUGGAAUAGGUUUAGGACAAUCAGUUCCGAGUAUGAGUGCGUUCGCCAAGGCAAAAGUUGCAGCUGCUAAGAUCUUUAUGGUAAUUGAUCACAAACCGAGUAUUGAUCGAAGCAAAGAAUCAGGCACGGAAAUGGAAUCGGUAACAGGGCAAAUUGAACUAAAAAAUGUCGACUUUUCAUAUCCAUCCCGACCAGAUGUGAAAAUUCUUAACAAUUUCUCACUUAUUGUACCUGCUGGGAAAACCAUUGCUCUAGUUGGUAGUAGUGGAUCUGGAAAAAGCACUGUGGUUUCUCUCAUUGAGAGAUUUUAUGAUCCCACUCAAGGACAAGUUGUUAUAGAUGGGCAUGACAUAAAAUCAAUGAAGCUUAGAUGGUUGAGGCAGCAAAUAGGGUUGGUGAGCCAAGAGCCUGCUUUGUUUGCAACCAGCAUUAAAGAGAACAUACUUCUAGGAAGACCAGAUGCUAGCUUGGUUGAGGUUGAAGAAGCUGCUAGAGUUGCCAAUGCUCAUUCUUUUAUCAUUAAGCUCCCUAAUGGCUUUGACACUCAGGUAGGGGAGAGAGGCUUGCAGCUCUCGGGAGGACAAAAACAAAGAAUCGCAAUCGCCAGGGCAAUGCUUAAAAACCCGGCAAUACUCCUCUUAGAUGAAGCAACGAGUGCCCUUGACUCCGAAUCAGAGAAGCUUGUCCAAGAGGCACUUGAUCGGUUUAUGAUUGGAAGGACAACUCUUGUCAUUGCUCACCGUCUCUCCACCAUUCGCAAGGCCGAUCUUGUGGCUGUACUGCAGCAGGGAAGUGUAUCUGAGGUCGGAACCCAUGAUGACCUCAUGAUCAAAGGAGAAAAUAGUGUGUACGCCAAGCUCAUUCGCAUGCAAGAAGCUGCUCAUGAAACCACCUUGAAUAACGCCCGAAAGAGUAGUGCAAGGCCUUCAAGUGCCAGAAACUCGGUUAGCUCACCAAUCAUUGCACGAAAUUCGUCGUAUGGGCGCUCACCUUAUUCGCGUCGCCUCUCUGAUUUCUCUACAUCCGAUUUCAGUCUCUCCCUUGAUGCCAACCAUGCAAAUUACCGGCUUGAGAAACUGGCAUUCAAAGAACAAGCCAAUUCCUUUUGCCGUCUAGCUAAAAUGAACGCUCCUGAAUGGCCGUAUGCUUUGGUUGGUUCUAUAGGCUCCGUUAUCUGUGGCUCACUCAGCGCAUUCUUUGCCUAUGUUCUUAGUGCUGUCCUUAGUGUUUACUAUAACCCUGAUCAUGCUUUCAUGAUUAGAGAAAUCGCUAAGUACUGCUAUCUACUAAUCGGACUUUCAUCGGCCGCCCUUAUCUUCAACACGCUGCAACAUUUCUUCUGGGAUGUGGUCGGUGAGAAUCUGACGAAAAGGGUAAGGGAGAAAAUGAUGGCAGCUUUGAUAAAGAACGAGAUGGCGUGGUUUGAUCAGGAAGAAAACGAGAGUGCCCGAAUCGCUGCUAGGCUAGCUCUCGAUGCCAAUAAUGUUCGGUCAGCUAUUGGCGACAGAAUUUCGGUUAUCAUGCAGAAUUCUGCCCUCAUGCUUGUUGCUUGUACUGCUGGGUUCGUUUUGCAAUGGCGUCUUGCCCUUGUACUCAUCGCCGUCUUCCCAGUAGUUGUUGCUGCGACUGUUCUUCAGAAAAUGUUCCUGAAAGGUUUCUCCGGAGAUCUAGAGGCUGCCCAUGCCAAGGCUACACAACUGGCUGGCGAGGCUGUGUCAAACGUCAGAACUGUUGCUGCUUUCAACUCAGAAGUGAAAAUUGUCGGUCUUUUUAGCAGUAACCUUGAAACUCCUUUACGACGAUGCUUCUGGAAGGGGCAGAUUGCGGGUAGUGGAUAUGGAAUCGCUCAGUUUGCGCUUUAUGCUUCCUACGCUCUCGGUCUUUGGUAUGCUUCUUGGCUUGUUAAGCAUGGAAUCUCUGAUUUCUCGAAAACAAUCCGGGUUUUCAUGGUCCUUAUGGUCUCGGCCAAUGGUGCUGCUGAGACCUUGACACUGGCUCCUGAUUUCAUCAAGGGGGGACGAGCAAUGAAAUCAGUAUUUGAGCUUCUUGAUCGCAAAACCGAGAUUGAACCCGAUGAUCCAGAUGCUACACCGGUUCCUGAACGUCUUCGAGGGGAAGUCGAACUCAAGCAUGUUGACUUCUCCUAUCCCACCCGUCCUGAUAUAUCUGUCUUUCAAGACCUGAACUUGCGAGCACGAGCAGGGAAGAUCCUUGCAUUAGUGGGUCCUAGCGGUUGUGGUAAAAGCUCGGUUAUUUCCCUUGUUCUUAGAUUCUACGACCCAUCGUCAGGAAGGGUGUUGAUUGACGGUAAAGACAUCCGAAAGUACAAUCUAAAGUCUUUGAGGCAGCACAUGGCAUUAGUCCCUCAAGAACCAUGCCUUUUUGGCACUUCUAUUUAUGAUAACAUUAAAUAUGGCAACGAUAAAGCAACCGAGACAGAGAUAAUCGAAGCAGCGACCCUAGCUAAUGCGCACAAGUUUAUAUCAUCCAUGCCCGAGGGUUACAAGACCCAAGUAGGCGAGAGGGGGGUUCAAUUGUCCGGAGGGCAAAAGCAGAGGAUUGCACUCGCAAGAGCUUUCGUGAGGAAGGCCGAAAUAAUGUUGCUUGAUGAAGCUACAAGUGCGCUUGAUGCAGAGUCCGAGAGGUCGGUUCAAGAAGCCUUGGAUCGCGCUUGCUCAGGGAAGACUACAAUCGUGGUGGCCCACAGGCUAUCGACUAUACGAAAUGCCCAUGUCAUUGCUGUUAUCGAUGAUGGGAAAGUCGCGGAGCAAGGUUCGCAUUCACAUCUACUAAAGACCUAUCCGGAUGGGUGCUAUGCCCGAAUGAUACAGUUGCAAAGAUUCUCACACGGUCAGGCUAUCGGAGUGGCAUCAGGAUCAACUUCUGCCGGACGUCCUAGAGAAGAUGAUGGAAGAGAAAAUCGAUAUCCUUAGAAAGGAUGAUUGAUUAAAAAGAAUAUACUCAAAAAUAGAGGUAAAAGAAAGGAUGAUUGAUUAAAAAGAAUAUACUCAAAAAUCCCUUCUCAUUAGUUUGGAGUUCUUAAUUUUUGCUGUCAUAUAUAGCCAUCUUGUGUAUGUGUUGUCUAAUUUAGCUUAUAAAAUAGUGUUUCAAUCCUCUUUUUUGUACAUUCACUUCCCUAUUAAGGUGCAAACAUUUGAUUAGAGAAGUACUAAUCCCUCUUUAAUAUGAGUUUAUUACA